CUUGCCACGCCAUAUUGAGCCGCCCUUGAAGCUUCAACUUCAUCAACCGCAAUCCCCAGCCUGCCUGCGUCGGCGUCGCCAUACCUGCUCAUCGCCACGCCCAGCGCUCUACCUCCCCGACCCGAUCACCCCUUAGCAGCCCACGCAUCAUGCGAUAGCGGCGGAAAUGCCAACUGCGCGAUUCUGAGCGCAUAGAUUCCUCCCCCCCGACCUCCGUCCCUCGCGCCGUCCCUUGUCCACGAUCCGCGGCCGAGGCGCCCUCCAGACGAGACCAUGACGCGACGCAUCGUGAGAUGCCUCCCAUCCCGCCGCUCGGCCUGCCAAAUUCCUCGUCCGCUAACGCUCCAUCCCCUACCUAGGUCCGGACGCUCACGCAGCUCUCCGUCGCCGUCACCUUCACCUUCCUCAUCGUCUUCUUCCUCGACCGCAACUACCGAGUCCUGCCCAACAAGAUCCAUGGCUACAUGCCCACGCACCACCCGGGCCUCGUCGUCACCGAUAUCACCAUCGUAUCGUGCUCGAGCGUAAACGUCUUCUCCUCGUGCGACCUCGAUCCCGCGGUAUGGCACCGCAUCGAUAAGGAGCUGUACCUAGGCAAGACGUGGACCACGCGCGCCUACAUGUACGUGAGCCGCAAGCAUGAGGAGGACCUCACGGCCGACGACAGCGUCGUCAUGGACGUCUCGGUCGGCAGGCUGGACCCGAGCGUCAAGAACAAACCCGACGACAUCGCCAAGUGGGAGUCGCGCCCCAACGGUCUGUGGAUCAAGCGCUCUAAGAGCCGCAAGUCGAGCGAUUCGCCCGAGGUCAUCACCGACGUCGACGUGCUCUUUGGCGACGACGCCGUCGAGGCCCGCGUGGGCUGGCACCUGACGGGCACUCCGCUGCUGCUCACUGCCGGCACCUCGAUGCUCAGCAUUCACAUGACGGUGCACCGCGGCAGCGUAAAGGAGCCGAAGAAGCCCAAGCCGCGCGUCCCAGACAACGGCCGCUUCAAGAUCAUGCAGAUCUCCGACUUGCACUUGAGCAACGGCGUCGGCGAGUGCCGUGAGGCGGUCCCCAACAGCUACCACGACGGCAAGUGCGAGGCGGACCCACGGACCCUCAGUUUUGUCGAGAAGAUGCUGGACGAGGAGAAGCCCGACUUUGUGAUCUUGGGCGGCGACCAAGUCAAUGGCGACACAGCGCCCGAUGCGCCGACAGCUAUUUUCAAGUACGCGACGCUGCUCGCGGAGCGCAAGAUCCCGCACGCUGGCAUCUUUGGCAAUCACGACGACGAGGCAACCAUGUCGCGCGCGCGGCAGAUGGCGCUCAUGGAGACUCUGCCCUACUCCCUUUCGCAAGCCGGCCCCGCCGACGUGGACGGCGUGGGCAACUACUACAUCGAGGUGCUCGCCCGCGGCGGCUCUGACCACUCGGCACUGACAAUCUACCUCUUCGACACGCACGCGUACUCGCCCAACGAGAGGAAGUACCCCGGCUACGACUGGAUCAAGCCCAGCCAGAUCCAGUGGUUCAAGAAGACGGCCGCGAGCCUGAAGCGGAGCCACGCCGAGUACUCGCACGGCCACAUGGACAUUGCUUUUAUCCACAUCCCCAUGACCGAGUACGCGAAUCCCGAGCUGCCCCGCGUCGGCGAGUGGCGCGAGGGUGUGACGGCGCCCGUCUUUAACUCGGGCUUCCGCGACGCUCUCGUCGAAGAGGGCGUCGUCAUGGUUAGCGCCGGACAGUGAGUUAUAAUCCAUACCCGGCACACCGAUCAUGCCCGUCUAGACAAGCUUGAACUAACCCCCCGCCCCCCGCGCUCAGCGACCACUGCAACGACUACUGUCUCCUGUCCCUCAACGGUGACCCCGACCCCGAGAAGCACAAGCCCCUGACGCCCGCCCUGUGGAUGUGCUACGCCGGCGGCGUCGGCUUCGGCGGCUACGCCGGCUACGGCGACUACGUCCGUCGCGUGCGCCUGUUCGAGGUGGACACCAACAUCGGCCGUAUCCUCACCUGGAAGCGCGUCGAGUAUGGCGACACGGCCUCCCGCAUCGACCACCAGAUCAUCGUCGACGGCGGCAAACCCGUACCGCCGCCACCGCCGCCUCCCCCGCCCCAAGGCCAGAACCCGCCACCUCCCCCUCCGCCUCCUCCCGCGCCGAUACCGCCCCACGGCGGGGACGGAACCGAAAAGGCGACGUGAGCGAGCGCACGGCACAGCUGUAAGACGGCAGUCGGCACCGGUUGCGUGAGUAGCCGUAGAAGGAAGCGUUCCUGAUAUAACGGACAGAGUUACUUGAUACCAUAUACCCCCUCCUUCUCUUCCCCCACCAGACUUCAUGCUGGCUUCGGCCAGCAACAAUAAAUUACAUCCACGUCGGCAUGAAAACACCUACAAACAGGAUAUGGGACAGGCGCACUUGAUCUUGACAACGGAGCUGGGGGCAUGCAGCAAGAGGGAAAGCUCCCCAUACACAAAGCUUAUUUACACCCCCGAAAUACGGGUUGGUAGGUAGCUUGUAGCCUUUCAACGGAAACGGCUGGGGUCAGGGGCCGGCAGUCCCUGGCGGGAGGGUGGCUCCUGUUGUUGUUAUUGUAUAAUAAUACCAUUCAGGGGAGAGGGAGGCCAAAACAUUCUGACGGCGCAUGUGGAGGACGGGUGGUAAAAACGAAACAUUGUGAUUCAAAGCAAAUUUUUUUCCUCUCACGAAUCUGGUUUCUGUCUUUCUUGUUCUUCUUCUUCCUCUUGACACGGCAAGGGCGGGACACAGUACGGAAUCAGCAAAGGGCGCGGCGGCCCGGUAGAAAUAAAAUCACUCGUGUAUAAAGCACAGCUAGCUAUCUACCUAGCUACGUACGGGUACGGUAGCGGUACCAGUUCGGACGGGGGGGGGGUAUCUCAGACAGGAAAGGAAAAUGGCAAAAAAACACGACCCCAGGGCGCAUAGUGAGACCAAU
Purpureocillium takamizusanense is the source of this 2946-nucleotide messenger RNA. RefSeq names its product Phosphatase dcr2, variant 2 (gene DCR2). Bases 465 to 1733 code for a protein of 422 amino acids. Gene Ontology annotation, molecular function: phosphoprotein phosphatase activity. NCBI's taxonomy places the organism in Eukaryota, Fungi, Ascomycota, Sordariomycetes, Hypocreales, Ophiocordycipitaceae. The record is from RefSeq and is a predicted model, not a curated record. The transcript has 2 exons. Gene Ontology annotation, cellular component: cytoplasm.